Molecule: messenger RNA, 1163 nt
Organism: Lagenorhynchus albirostris (white-beaked dolphin)
Lineage: Eukaryota; Metazoa; Chordata; Mammalia; Artiodactyla; Delphinidae
Product: olfactory receptor 56A1-like
Biological process (GO): G protein-coupled receptor signaling pathway
Cellular component (GO): membrane
Molecular function (GO): olfactory receptor activity
Source: RefSeq, a predicted model, not a curated record
ACACGAUGCCAAGGUUUUGAGAAAAUAGUCAAGAAAAGACUUCUCAGCUCAAGAUUCAUUGGAUGGCAUCACCCAGCAACAACUCCACAGCUCCAGUCUCUGAAUUCCUCCUCAUCUGCUUCCCCAGCUACCAGAGUUGGCAGCACUGGCUGUCCCUGUCCCUCAGCCUCCUCUUCAUUCUGGCCAUGGGGGCCAGCGCCACCCUCCUGAUCACCAUCCCUGAGGCCUCUCUGCACGAGCCCAUGUACUACCUGCUCAGCUUGCCCUCCCUCCUGGGCAUGGUGCUCUGCCUCACUGCCAUCCCCAAGGUCCUGGCCAUCUUCUGGUUUGACCUCAAGCCCAUCAGCUUCUCUGCCUGUUUCCUCCAGAUGUUCAUCAUGAAUAAUUUCCUCGCCAUGGAGUCCUGCACACUCAUGGUCAUGGCCUAUAACUGCUAUGUGGCCAUCUGCCAUCCACUGAGAUACCCAUCCAUCAUCACUAACCACUCUGUGGCCAAGGCUAGUGUCUUCGUUGUCAUACGAAAUGCCCUUCUCACUGUACCCAUUCCCAUUCUCUCUGCCUAGCUCCUCUACUGUGGGAAAUAUGUCAUUGCGAACUGCAUCUGUGCCAACCUUGUCCAGCUCUCCUGUGACAAUUUCACCCUGAACAGAAUCUACCAAUCUGUAGCUGGUUGGACCUUACUAGGCUCAGAUUUCAUCCUCAUCUUCAUCUCCUACAUCUUCAUCCUAAGAGCUGUGCUCAAGUUCAAGGCUGAGGGGGCUGCAGUCAAGGCUCUGAGCAUGUGUGGCUCCCACUCCAUCCUCAUCCUCUUCUUCAGCACCGUCCUGCUGGUUGUGGUGUUGACACAUGUGGCCAGAAAGAGCAUCCCCGUGGACACCCUGAUUCUGCUCAAUGUUCUUCACCACUUCAUAUCCCUUGCCUUGAACCCUAUUGUAUAUGGGGUUCAAACCAAAGAGAUAAAACAAGGAAUUCAGAAAUUGCUGCGGAGAGGGAUGUGAAUAUGUAAAAUAGAUUUCUAAUUCUCUCUCCCCUUCCUUCUCAGUGAUUUUGCCCAGACGUGAGCUAGAGAAAAGCCUGACCCAGGUUUCUUCCUUUAUUCUUCCCUAUUUCAGGGUGGGGUAGGCAAGAGGAAGAAACUCAUUUUUCUUGAGUAAUUGCUUUGA